AACUGUUUCUUACAAGUUAUGUUAACUAUACGGACCACCGCCGCGGGGCGAACCUGAUGUUAAUUUACCGUUAAGAAUGUGCAAUCGCCAGAUUUUGGAGUGUGGAAAAGCUUCUUCGACUCGGUAUGAUAUUUCACAACCGCCCCAGUUGGCUUUUAUUUUGAAACUUCGGGACCGCUCGUGGAGAGGAAACGCCUCAGCUUUUACUUACUGGCGGGAAAGCUGAGGCGAAAAUGACACCAGUCUGGCUCAGUCAUACAGCGCACGUACUUAUCGUUAACUAAUUCCUUACCCACUAACUACAUACUCUGCCGCCUUGUUCGGGCGUUAUUAGGGUGCUUGGGUCUGUCUCAGAGUCAGCAGAAGAGGACAAUCCAGACUGAGACGCAAGUGAAGCUCAUAUUUUUUGGACCUACCGUUGCUAGCAUGGUUCAAAUAGUCAUCUCAAGCCAGGCCGGGGAGGGCCCUGCGGAGUGGUUGUUGGUGGAGUUGCAAGGAGAGAUGAUCUCAAGACACAACACAGGGUUGUCUGGAAAUCUCAUGGGAGACCUGCACUACACGAAAGAAGGUGUUCCAGUGCUGAUAGUGGGACAUCACAUCCUCUAUGGCAAGCUGGUAAACCUGGACAAACCGUUUGCUGUUCUUAUGAAGCACUCUGGCCUCCCCCAAGAUGACGAGGGUGUCAUGGAAACGAGCGAGGAGAAGCCAACCUCCUACACUGUUAGUGCCCUGAUCAAGAAGAAGCUGAUCUUUAAAACACGUCCUAAGCCAAUCAUUACUAACGUGCCAAAGAAGGUUUAGCUGACAGCGAAAAUCUACAUUCUAGCUGGUCCGCGUGGUGCUGGAAACAUGCAGCAAACGCACACUGUUCUCUGAUGGUGUGGUUCCAGUGUCGUUCCAGAUGAUGAUGCAAGUGAGGUGUCUUAGGAGCUUCUAUUUUAUUGACUCUUUGAGAUGGAUGGAUUCUGCGAACUUGCAGAAAAUUUGCCUUUUUUUUUUUUUUACCUUUUUUUUUUUUUUUUUUUUUUAAAGAAAGACUCAUUGACUGACUAAAUCCAGUAAACACAAAAGAUAUACUAGUCAUAUACUAGUGGGAGGUUAGUUUUGCUUGUUUGAAUAUGCUGUAUUGGUUUAGAACUGCAAAAUUGGAAACGAUGUAUAUGCAGGUAACUAACACCAUUUGAUACAGAAAAAGUUUAUUUAAAAACAUUUUACAGGUGUAAUAAAGAUCUGCAAAAAUACACAGUCAAUGUUGCAAUAAUGAUAUAAAACUUUUAAAAACAUUCCUUUAAAUAUGUAAGUAUUUACACAAAUUCAUGAGGUCAAACAGUAUGACUGUUAUCUUCAGUUUAGACAAAAAAAUCACAGCCAUAAUGUCAAGCCCUGGGUGACUGAUAAGGAAUUAAAUGUUCAAUAGUGUCUAUCGUCCAUUGUACAUUGUGAAACAGGCAGUUUACUGACCAGUGUUCGGUUUUGACCUAGAAUGAAUUGUUUUAGUGGAUAUCUUCCCAUGUGCAUCUAUGCACAAAGAUCAUCCUGAAAUGGUGGAUUGAGUAUGACACUUAAUACUUUUUCCAACAGCUAAAAAUGGUCUGAACACUACAAUGUUGAGAUACUGGGUCCUGGACAGCACACCACCAACAGUAGCAUGGUGUGCUGUGACAAAAAUACCUCUGCCGUAAAAUGAGUCUAGCAAAAUAUAGACUGAUAAGCAUACCAGUAUUCUUGCACUAUUUCAAAAUAUCUAAAAAAACAAAACAAAACAAAAAAAAAAACCCAUUCAAGAAUAUAGUUAUUACUUUAUAUACUUUAAGUAUUGAAACAGUAAAUGUCACAGCAUUUGCACUAACUGAAGGGCCAAAGUGUGAUUCUGUGUUGUGACUCCUGCUCAGUAUACUCCAUGUUAUGCACUGUAUGAUGAUG
Messenger RNA from Electrophorus electricus (electric eel), 1923 nucleotides. It is a transcript of the gene chtf8, whose product is annotated as CTF8, chromosome transmission fidelity factor 8 homolog (S. cerevisiae). Gene Ontology annotation, cellular component: Ctf18 RFC-like complex. The record is from RefSeq and is a predicted model, not a curated record. NCBI's taxonomy places the organism in Eukaryota, Metazoa, Chordata, Actinopteri, Gymnotiformes, Gymnotidae. Gene Ontology annotation, biological process: mitotic sister chromatid cohesion.